Staurois parvus is the source of this 303-nucleotide messenger RNA. The record is from the annotation of a GenBank genome assembly. Lineage: Eukaryota; Metazoa; Chordata; Amphibia; Anura; Ranidae.
GGCACUGAAAGGCAGCACUGAUACAUGACACUGAUAUAUGGCAGUAUUAAGCGGCACUGACUGGAACUGAUAGGCGGCACUGACAGGUGGCACUGAUUGGCAUUGAUAGGUGGCACUGACUGGCACUGAUGGGUGACAUUGAAAGGCAGCUCAGAUGGGCACUGAUAUGUGGCAUUGAUGUGGCACUGAUGGACACUGACAGCGUGACAGCUGGAGAGGAGAGAAAUGCUGAUAACCGGCAUUUCCGUGUUUACAUGCGAUCAGCUGUGAUUGGACACAGCUGAUCACAUGACCGAACCGACA